UAGUUAAGUUCUUCAUGCAUAUUUCGGUAAACUCAGAUUGUUGUUCUACGGGGAUAUUGAGAUUAGUUGUUGAUCUGUUCGGAUAUCAAAUUGUCAAUUGUUUCUGUUAGUGGUCCGUUGUUAGGCUUUCCAUGAAACAAGGCUGUAAUGCAGAACCAGCAUGGAUUCUUCCAGAAUAAAAGACGAGCAAGUAUCACUUAACUCAGUAAAAAUUGAAGGUCAAGAAGAAGAUCCGAAUACAGAGUACACAAUCAUAGUUCAGAACGUAAACGAAUUUGGAGAAGUGACACAACAGAUUGUCGACCCCAGCAACAUACCUAAACUUUUAGGAGAUCUUUCAAAUAAUGCAGAUGGCUCUGUUCAGAUCGUUCACUUGGAGGAUGGGCAGUAUACAUAUAUUGUACAAACCGAGGAAGCUCUUGCAAAUGGAACCCCACAAUACGAAAUGACGCAAUCCGAAGAGUAUCAAAUUAUUGAAGAAUACGUUGAUCAACCACCUCAAAAUAUUGAAUCAAAUGUUGAAUACCAGACGCUUUAUGUCACCGAUGAACAAGAAGAAGGAAACAUGGGGGAAGCGGAAGUUUAUACAAUAUCAGUGGAAGAUACCGAGGCGGGAAAGAAUAGUGAAUAUGCUGAAUCUACUGAAGAAGAAUAUAUCCAAGGAAUGGUUGAAGAAGAGGAACAACAGAUGACCGUAUUAGAACAAGAAGAAGAUGAAGAAGAAUCAUUAAUGAAGGAAAAUACAGGCAUUAAUACUCAACAAAAACCCAUAGUUUUGUUUAGUGUUGCUGAGGAAACUGUUGCAACCGAAAAACUUAGUGUAAAGCAGGAAGAUACCACUGAAGAAUAUGAAGAUAACGAGCCAAGUGACGAUGAGUUUAAAGAAGAUUUAGGUGAUGAUGAUGGUACUACUGUAGUAACAACAGACUUAGAAGAUAACAUUAAUAUUAUUUAUGAAUGUAGUGUCUGUCAGAAAAUUUACACAACCUCUACAGGGGUAGAAAAUCAUAUCAGACGCGAACACUCUGGCCCAAAUUUUCAAAAAGACCAAAAUGAAAAAACUAAGAUCGACCAAUUUGAUGUUCUUGAACUAAAUUUAUGCCCCUGCUGUCAAGAACCAUCUGAAACGGCACAUACUCGAGGAGACUUUUCUUGCGACCAAUGUUUGAAAUUGUUUACUCUGGAAAAUUCUUUACGUAGACAUAAAAGUAUUGAGCACCCUGUGGGAGACAAUUUUCAAUGUGCUGAUUGUAAUAAGGAAUUUAAAGAUAGGGACGAUUUAAUAACGCAUACAAGAGUACACUCAUUAAAUUCAAUAAAAUGUAUCUGUGGCAGAGAAUUUGCCAGAAAGUAUCACUUAGAAAGGCAUAUUUACCAAACGGGAUGUUCUAGGUUACCGAAACAAGUGUACGAAUGUCGAGUUUGUGGAAAGAACUUUACGAGAAAGGACUACCUGGCAGAUCAUUUAAGAGAACAUGCGGGUAUUCCAGUAAAAAAACGGGUGAAAAAUUUUAUGUGCCAGUUUUGUAAGAAAGAAUUUUCUACCAGUUCAUUGUUGAAUGUUCAUGUUCGAACUCAUACAGGAGAAAGACCCUAUCCAUGUGACCUGUGUGAAAAACGAUUUCCCUCUGGAGGUGCUUUAAAGAAGCAUAGGCGAAAGCAUACAGGCGAAAAACCAUAUGUUUGUCCAGAGUGCUCUGUCUCGUUUGCUGCCAAAGAAACCUUAAAUCGACAUUUUCGAACCCAUUCGGGAGAAAAACCGCACAAGUGUAAAUUUUGUGGCAAGGCUUUUAUUCAAGCUGCUCAACUUCGAGCCCAUAUUUUUCAUCAUACAGGCGAAAACGCUUACCCAUGUCCUUUUUGCCAAAGAUCUUUCAACAGGAAACUAAGACUUACCACUCACAUAAAAUACAUGCACGAAGGGGCUGAACCGCUUAAAUGCCCGCAUGAGGGUUGCGAAAAGACGUUUUUCAGGAAAGAAGAUGUUAAUAGACACGUGUUGAUUCACAGCAAUAAAAAACCUUUUCAAUGUGACGUUUGUCAGAAGAGUUUUGCGAUCAAGUCUUCUUUAAAAAUGCACUCGAACAUACAUAGGAAAGAGCAACCAGUCUCAUGCGAAGUAUGUUGUCGGGCUUUUAUAAGGAAAGAUUGUCUUAUUAGGCAUAUGAGAACCAGACACAGAGAUUUGGUCGAGGAAAUCGUUAAGAAUUCAGAGAGAAAACAUCUUAAAAGCCAAGUGUUGAAAUGUCUAAUUGAACAACCGGAGGAAAUAGAAUCUAUUAAAGCUUCGGUAGUGUGGACGGAAUUAAGUCUCACAGAAUCCAUCAAAGAGUUGCUGUCACUAUUAGUCGAAGAAGAGUGCCUUGCCGAGUUUGGUCAUCCAGAUGCCCCAGCAGAUAAAGUAUUAGAGUCCGUAAUCACCCGGUGCGGACAUCAGCCUGCUGAUCGUUCCAAAUAUGACUAUAUCGGCAGAAUGCGAGCUAACACAAAACUUUUAUUUACAGUUGUUAUCGAUGAUGCGUCAGUUAAAGAGUUGUUAAAGAGACAAUCAGUGGAUGAAGUUAUCGUGCAUGUACUUACUAUCGCUAGGAAACAAGCGAAAGAGGAAAAUGCCAGCAAAGAAAGUUUGGUUUCUAAAAGAGAAGUCGACUCAGAACCAGAGAUGGAAAGCCAAGAAGUUAUUUAUGACCCUGAUGACCCGUUGCCAUUUUCAGAUCACGAAUUAGAAAUGGAAAAUCAAGAAGAAAUAUGUAUGUCAGAUGAGCAACAAGAAAUGAAUUCCGAAAGUAAUAUGAGGGUAGCAGAAAAUGAAGAUAAUAGUCUUGAAUAUGCUAUGACUGAGGAAAGUUUGUAGUAUUUACAGACUUAUCAUCCAAAGUUUUUAAACUUUAUAUACAAAUAUGAAUUAUGUUUAUGCUUGCUAUGUACGUAGUACUGGUUUUUCAAUAGAAAUUAUAUUUUAAGUUUUA
Anthonomus grandis grandis is the source of this 2969-nucleotide messenger RNA. RefSeq names its product zinc finger protein 12 (gene su(Hw)). Bases 161 to 2854 code for a protein of 897 amino acids. The transcript is spliced from 16 exons. Lineage: Eukaryota; Metazoa; Arthropoda; Insecta; Coleoptera; Curculionidae. The record is from RefSeq and is a predicted model, not a curated record.